AUGAUCUUGCUCUUGGUUUCUGUCACGAUGACAUCUGCACAGAUGACAUUCUCCGAUGGCUGGGGAAAACGAUCUUCUCCAUUGAAGCCAUUCUCAGCCGGGGACGACAGUAAGUUCGAUUGAGGGCAUCUUCUUAGACUAACCUCUUGUUUUAGGCGGAGUAAACUCCAAUCCCCUAUUAGACAAGUGUAACACCGAAUACUCACAAACCCUUGUUCAAUUGCACCACAGAAUCAUGGUAAGUUUUGCUAUAUGUAAGUAUUAACAAUCUACUAAUCCUUUCAGAAACUGUACGAUACCUACGAACAAUGCCAAACCCGCGCGCUGAAUGGAGUCGCAACACACCGUCAGCAGUAA
Bursaphelenchus xylophilus (pine wood nematode) is the source of this 357-nucleotide messenger RNA. NCBI's taxonomy places the organism in Eukaryota, Metazoa, Nematoda, Chromadorea, Rhabditida, Aphelenchoididae. The record is from the annotation of a GenBank genome assembly.